AUGGCACCAGAAAAACCCCCCGGCGUGGUGCAGUACCGCAAGUUCUCUCAGGAUGAUUUACCAGAAGAGGCACCGCCAAGUCGAAGCGAAUUGCUUAUCGAAGAGCCAGUGUUCGAGGAGCCGCAGAGGAAGCGAGUUGGUGAAAAUGUUUGGUAA
Molecule: messenger RNA, 156 nt
Organism: Uncinocarpus reesii 1704
Lineage: Eukaryota; Fungi; Ascomycota; Eurotiomycetes; Onygenales; Onygenaceae
Exons: 1
Coding region: 1-156 (51 amino acids)
Source: RefSeq, a predicted model, not a curated record